AUGAGUGGCAAAGUGAUCUAUUCGACAAGAAGUUGGUUAGGAAAGAGAUCUGAUAUUGUUCUAGAACAAGAUAUGGGUCCAAUAGUGUCUAUUCAGCUUAUAGACGAUCUCGUACUUUGGAUGAAUGACAAAGGUGUAACCGUAUGCCACUUAGCAAAUCGCCAGAUCAUCUGUGUUAUCGAUAAACCAGAAGAUUCUCCUCGAAGUGACCUUUACUGGCCCAGAGUUGCCUUUCCAGAGAUUGAUAGAAUCAUAAUAGGCUGGGGUAAUUACAUAUGGUCGUUAAGGGUAUCGUUAAAAACAGAAGAAGACGGCACUAUAGCUUCAUCGUCUAUGAGUAAGAUCUUACCUUCGACAGCUAGCAUAUCCUUUAGAGCAGUGCAAGAAAAAAAAGUUGAAAUUGAGCAUAUCUUCAAGCUAGAUGUGCUCAUCAGUGGAAUUUCUAGUUUUAAAGAUGACCUUUGGAUGGUUCUCACCUAUGAGCCUCCUACUACUGAUGAGGAAACAGGAAAGAGAGAAUAUCCAAAUCCAGAUAUAAAAUUGAUCAACUCUACUAAUGGAGAAGUUGAGUAUGAAGAAGAGUUGGGUUUAAAGAAUAUUGCUGGACUUGGAUUGAACGACUUUUUACUAGGUAUGCAUAUCGAAACUGUUCCCAAGUACUUUAUAAUUUGUGCGAGAGAUGGAGUCAUAGCAGAAGAACUACAAUUGAGUGACAGAUUGGCAUGGUUUUUGGAAAGGGAGAAGUACUACGAAGCCUGGGAAAUAAGUGAACAUCUAGAAUCGCCUUCAAGACGUAUGAAUUUUGGAAUUCAGUAUGUAGACAACUUAAUCAAAGCCAACAACUGGCAACAGGCCCAAGAAUUCUUGAAUAAGUUGUUGUAUAUUGAUCUCAGCGAUUUACAUGAACUCGAUUCCAAGAGUAUAGAUGCUAUCGAAAAUGGUGUUGAGAAGGUCCACGAUAAAUACGUCAAAGAAAUCAUAGAGCAAUGGAUUACGUGGUCCAACAUAUUCAUAGAAACUGGUCAUAUCAGAGAAUUGACAGAAAUAAUUCCAACAACGGCAGCUCUCAAUAUCCCAACAGAGAUAUAUCAACGUAUUCUUGAGUUCUGGGUUAUCGAAGACGUCACAAAAUUUCAUGAGCUAAUUGAGAAAUGGGAUAUGGAACUUUACAAUUUCAAGAACCUACAAUCGAAGUUAGAAGAAUUGCUUGAACAGCAGUCCGACAACGAGACAUUAAGACGAAGUCUAGUUGACCUAUGCAUAAAGACAGACGAUAAUAUCAGAGCUGUACCACAUUUGAUAAUCUUGAAAGAUGCCAACAUUAUCAAGUUUGUUUCCGAAAACCAAAUACUAUCCAAUUUCAUUGAAAAUGUACCACAAAUGAUUCAAAUAAGGUUUGAUGGUGCUGAAUUGAACACAUUACCAAUCAAUGUACUUGAAAAGAGGUUGGCCGACGUAGUGGAUAUAUUUGUGGAGCAGCGACACGAUUUCCCGCCCCACGAGCUAAUCCAUUUGUUUAAAGAGCACCAUAUGGAUUUCAUGAACUAUUUCUAUUUGGAGAAAUUGAACCAGGUCGACGAAUUUGCGACGCUGCAAUUCGGUAAUGAGAGAAUCAAAUAUUAUGCACAAUACAAUAGAAGUCUAUUGCUUCCAUUCUUGACCAAGCAUAGUGGAUAUGAUAUUGCCAGGGCCAUCGAACUAUGUGAAAGUAAUGAUUUUACGGAGGAAUUGGUUUACCUACUUGGAAAAAUUGGCGAAAACAGAAAGGCUUUGAUGUUGAUCAUCAACAAACUAGAAGAUCCAAUAAAAGCUAUAGCGUUUGCGAAGAAUCAGAACGACAGAGAAGCGUGGAAUAUCUUGCUUGACUAUUCAAUGGAAAAGCCGGUAUUUAUAAAAGCACUUAUAGAG
Scheffersomyces stipitis CBS 6054 is the source of this 1908-nucleotide messenger RNA. It is a transcript of the gene VPS41, whose product is annotated as Vps41p. The annotation marks the transcript as partial. Gene Ontology annotation, molecular function: protein binding. The record is from RefSeq and is a predicted model, not a curated record. Gene Ontology annotation, biological process: macroautophagy; cellular response to starvation; protein targeting to vacuole. The transcript has a single exon. Gene Ontology annotation, cellular component: HOPS complex; late endosome. Lineage: Eukaryota; Fungi; Ascomycota; Pichiomycetes; Serinales; Debaryomycetaceae.